Molecule: messenger RNA, 1080 nt
Organism: Monosiga brevicollis MX1
Lineage: Eukaryota; Choanoflagellata; Craspedida; Salpingoecidae
Exons: 8
Coding region: 1-1080 (359 amino acids)
Biological process (GO): protein O-linked glycosylation via mannose
Cellular component (GO): Golgi apparatus
Molecular function (GO): ribitol beta-1,4-xylosyltransferase activity
Source: RefSeq, a predicted model, not a curated record
AUGCCAGCUGCACUUCAAGACCAGGCUCAUCGGCUGCCGCUGGCCACGCGUGGGCAGGUCUGGUCCAAGGCUGCUGUGGGUGAUUAUUUUAUUGAACACAUCAUGGGUACCAAGCCUGAGCCGCGCCUGAGCGGGGUCUGGUAUUUUGCGCGCACCUUUUGUGGUCCCUUGCGCUUUACCUACCGUGCUGGCCACGGUGUUGCGCCCCACAAGGUGCCCAAUGAUCCACGCCAUGUGGUGCUCAUCUUGAAUGGCCAUGAUGACGAACACGCGGCCACGGCGCGCCCAUGGCUCGACCUGUUGCCUUCUCUUCCACAGCUUCGGAGCGUGGGCUUGAUUGUUUUGGGUUACGAGGACUGUAGCAACACAUGGUUGGCGCCAUACCUGCGGGAUCCGUGCUAUAAAAUUUCUUUCACGUUCAUGGUCUACGGUGGCCAGUGGCCAGGCGCAAAGGACAUGAUGCAAUGGCCACUGGGGGUGGCGACCUAUCGGGGGUUUCCGGCUGAACUUCCCUACCACCAAGCGCGGGGGCCUCGGGCUGACAGUGCACACCUUGGCCGCCGCCCGUGGCUGUGUAGCUUGCAAGCCACCAUUUACCCCAACAGUUCUCGAUCAGACCUGCUGCGCAUCAUCGAUCAGCAGGGCCUUCGUGAGCAUUGCUUUGUCGAGGCUCGCAUGACCUGGCAGCCCAAUGAAAGCAGCGAGUCGCGCCAGCAAUACACACAAGCUCUCCUGACGUCGGAUUACACGCUGGCCCCGGCUGGCCUAAAUACAGAGUGCUAUCGAUGGUAUGAGGCAGCCGCUGCUGGUUCUAUUCCUAUUGUGGAAGAUGUCACGCAACCUCCCACCUGCGGGCGUGAUCCACUCGCCCUUAUGAAGGAGCACGGCGCUCCAUUCAUUUACAUUAAAACUUGGUCAGAGCUGCCCGAACUUUUGGCGCGACUCCAGCAGCGACCACCGGCUGAACUGGUGGCACAUCGGCGGCGGUUGGUAGAGUGGUACGAGGGAUUUCGUCUGGCUAUGCGCUAUCGCUUCUGUAGCGCAGCGGUGCGUGCUUUUGGCGCGAGUGGCAAUGACUAG